AUGAGCUUUCUGACUAUCAUAUUGCUCAUCCCCUUGACUAUCGCAAUGGAGGUUGUUAGUGGGCACAGAGUUUGUUUUCAGGAAUUCAAAAUAUUGAAUCCGCUUAAACUACAUGCUAAACCUCCAUCUAAAUCGCAAUCAUCCCUGGAAUCUAUCCUCUUCAAGGAAGUACCCCUACACAACUAUCGCAACAUAGGCAUCAUGGCACAUAUUGAUGCUGGAAAAACCACAACCACUGAGAGAAUUUUAUAUUUUACUGGAGUAUCUUAUCGCAUCGGCGAAGUGCAUCACGAGGCUAUUAUGGACUACAUGGAACAGGAAAGGGAAAGAGGAAUAACUAUCACCGCCGCAGCCACAACUUGUUUUUGGUCUGGAGGCUACGAUAAAUUGGAUACACAUCGCAUUAAUAUUAUCGACACGCCAGGACACGUGGACUUUACUGCUGAGGUUGAAAGGUCAUUGAGAGUAUUGGAUGGGGCCGUGGCUGUGUUUGACGGUGUUGCCGGUGUUGAGCCCCAAUCAGAGACCGUGUGGCAUCAGGCAAACAAGUACCAAAUCCCUCGCAUAGCAUAUGUGAACAAAAUGGAUCGACCUGGUGCCGAUUUUUACCGUUGCGUAGAAGAAAUUAAGCGCAUGCUUGGUGCAACACCUGCUGUUUUGUAUCUACCAUACUACAAAGACCAGGAGUUUCAUGGAGUGAUAAACGUACUAAAGAAAGUUUACUACACUUUUGACGAAGCAAAAAAGGGGAUACAGUACAAGUCCAACCCAGUGCCGGAUGAUAUAGCAGAUAUUGUUGAGAAGUAUAGAGUCAAUCUAUAUGAACAAGCGGCUCAAGCCAAUGUCGAAUUACUAGACAAAUUCCUUAGCGAUCAAAUGAAUGAACAAGACGUUCACCAGGGGAUACGCCUUUUGACAAUUGAAAACCGUCUCGUUCCUAUAUGCUGCGGCAGUUCUCUUAAGAAUAAGAAUAUCCAAGGCGUAUUAGAUAUGAUCGCACAAUAUUUGCCAAAUCCCACGGAAAGCGGUUAUGAACGCAAAUCUCUGUCCAGUCCUACCUCAAUUGCUGAAGAUAAUGAUACAUGUGGCAAUGAGUAUGAAAACCUACCACCAUUGGACUACAAGCAUCCCAUAGCUUUAGUGUUCAAGAUAAGUAGCGAUAGUCAGCUUGGAACCCAAUCCUACAUAAGAGUUUACAGGGGCGAAAUACGCGUAGGUGAUGUACUAUACAAUUCCAACACCAAGAAAUCUGAAAAGGUACAAAAACUACAAUUUAUUCACUCCAACAAACGUGUUGACGUCAAAAUGGUAAAGAUGGGGGAUAUAGCUGCGCUCACUGGCAUUAAAACUGUAACAACAGGAGACACUUUGUGUUCGCCAAAGAAACAUACGACUCUGGAACGUAUAAAAUUUCCCAUACCAGUAAUAAGCAAAAGUAUAGUGGCAAAGAAUAAGGGGGAUCACGACAAGUUAGGUUUAGUGCUCCGCAAAUUUGUAGAUACUGAUCCCUGCCUAAAGAUUCAUCAUGAUAUAGAAACGGAUGAAACAAUAAUUAGUGGAAUGGGGGAACUCCAUUUGGAAAUUAUAGCAGACAGGAUACGGAGAGAGCACGGCAUUGAGACAAUAACUGGGGCCCCUCAAGUUGCAUAUAGGGAAACUUUUUUGGAAUCAGCACGUGUUGAGGGGAAGUAUAUUAAGCAGACUGGAGGUCAUGGCCAGUAUGGGCACGUAUGGAUUGAAGUUAAACCGACAGAAAGAGGAGCGGGGAUAAUUUUUACGAACAAUAUAAGUUGCGGUGCAAUACCAAAAGUCUAUAUCCCAGCCAUUGAGGUUGGAGCUCGUGACCAAUUGGCCACAGGCUUGAAGGCUGGAUAUCCAAUAACAGACGUAGAAGUUAUACUCUGGGAUGGCAGCUAUCAUGAUGUCGAUAGUUCGGAUCUUGCCUUUCAAAUGGCUGCAGCCAAUGCCAUUAGGGAGGCUGGCAAAUUGGCCAGGUUAGAUAUACUUGAGCCAAUAAUGAAGGUCAAUAUCACUUGCCCUACCCAGUACUUUGGCUCAGUAAUGGACGACUUUAUGAAGAGGCGAGGAAAAAUCAAGGGGACUAGCCAAGGAGUUGGAGACACUAAAAAUAUUGUAGGAGAGGCGCCAUUAGCAGAGCUCACCAAUUAUACAACUAGACUCAGAUCUGUGUCUCAAGGCCGAGGUCACUAUAACAUGGAAUUAUCUAAAUAUGAUUUUUUGCCACCGCAAUUAUCACAAUCGCUAGAUAAAGUGCCACGUCAUAAUAAGUGA
Babesia microti strain RI is the source of this 2292-nucleotide messenger RNA. Its product is annotated as elongation factor EF-G. Gene Ontology annotation, biological process: translational elongation; ribosome disassembly. Bases 1 to 2292 code for a protein of 763 amino acids. The transcript has 10 exons. Lineage: Eukaryota; Apicomplexa; Aconoidasida; Piroplasmida; Babesiidae. Gene Ontology annotation, molecular function: GTP binding; translation elongation factor activity; GTPase activity. The record is from RefSeq and is a predicted model, not a curated record.